AUGUCGGCUGGGGGGUUACAUCUCAAUGAGGAAGGCAACAGAAUACAGGUAGUGGCUGCCGGUGCAACCGCUGGGCUGGUCUCGAGAUUCUGCGUCGCACCACUAGAUGUCGUUAAAAUCCGCCUGCAGCUCCAAAUCCACUCGCUAUCAGAUCCCCUUUCCCACCGUGACAUCAAAGGCCCGAUAUACAAAGGCACCAUCUCAACCCUCAAAUCCAUAUUCCGCGAUGAGGGCAUAACAGGCCUCUGGAAGGGCAACAUUCCUGCCGAGCUCCUCUACAUCUGCUACGGCGGCAUCCAAUUCUCCAGCUACCGUGCCAUCUCCAGCGCGCUCCGCACCCUCCCUCACCCCCUCCCUCAACCCGCCGAAUCCUUCAUCUCCGGCGCCGUCGCCGGCGGCAUCGCCACCACCUCCACAUACCCCCUCGACCUCCUCCGCACUCGUUUCGCCGCCCAAGGCAAUGACAGAAUCUACGCCUCCCUCCGCGCAUCGGUCUGCGAUAUCGCGCGCACGGAGGGCACACACGGGUUCUUCCGCGGCGCCACUGCUGCCAUUGCCCAGAUAGUACCGUACAUGGGCCUUUUCUUCGCAGGGUAUGAAGCCUUGCGGAGUCCCAUUGCCAGCUUGGAGUUGCCGUUUGGCACGGGCGACGCGGGCGCGGGUGUCGUGGCCAGCGUGAUUGCGAAGACGGGGGUGUUUCCGCUGGAUCUGGUGAGGAAGCGACUACAGGUGCAGGGUCCAACGCGGCGGAGAUAUAUUCAUACCAACAUCCCCGUUUACGAGGGCGUGUAUAGGACUAUCAGGGCUAUUUUGGCUUCGCAGGGGCCUAAGGGUUUGUAUAAGGGGUUGACGGUCAGUUUGAUCAAGGCUGCACCGGCGAGUGCAGUAACAAUGUGGACGUAUGAGCAUGUUUUGGGGUUGUUGAAGGAGAUGAAUUGUGGUGAUGAUGAGGAUGGCGGUGGAGGGAUAUAG
This is a messenger RNA of Histoplasma capsulatum G186AR, 972 nucleotides long. Its product is annotated as mitochondrial deoxynucleotide carrier. The record is from RefSeq and is a predicted model, not a curated record. Gene Ontology annotation, molecular function: thiamine transmembrane transporter activity. Gene Ontology annotation, biological process: thiamine pyrophosphate transmembrane transport. The transcript is spliced from 4 exons. Bases 1 to 972 code for a protein of 323 amino acids. Gene Ontology annotation, cellular component: mitochondrial inner membrane. NCBI's taxonomy places the organism in Eukaryota, Fungi, Ascomycota, Eurotiomycetes, Onygenales, Ajellomycetaceae.